Oncorhynchus keta (chum salmon) is the source of this 6353-nucleotide messenger RNA. RefSeq lists its product as uncharacterized. The record is from RefSeq and is a predicted model, not a curated record. Lineage: Eukaryota; Metazoa; Chordata; Actinopteri; Salmoniformes; Salmonidae. The transcript is spliced from 6 exons. Gene Ontology annotation, molecular function: metal ion binding. The coding region runs from base 3261 to 4169 and encodes 302 amino acids.
UUAGAUAUAUAGACAUGGGGAUUAGACAUAUAGACAUGGGGAUUAGACAUAUAGACAUGGGGAUUAGAUAUAUAGAAAUGGGGAUUAGACAUAUAGACAUGGGGAUUAGACAUAUACACAUGGGGAUUAGACAUAUAGACAUGGGGAUUAGACAUAUACACAUGGGGAUUAGACAUAUAGACAUGGGGAUUAGACAUAUAGACAUGGAGAUUAGACAUAUAGACAUGGGGAUUAGACAUAUAGACAUGGAGAUUAGACAUAUAGACAUGGGGAUUAGACAUAUAGACAUGGGGAUUAGACAUAUACACAUGGGGAUUAGACAUAUACACAUGGGGAUUAGACAUAUAUACAUGGGGAUUAGACAUAUAGACAUGGAGAUUAGACAUAUAGACAUGGGGAUUAGACAUAUAGACAUGGAGAUUAGACAUGGGGAUUAGACAUAUACACAUGGGGAUUAGACAUAUACACAUGGGGAUUAGACAUGGGGAUUAGACAUAUAGACAUGGGGAUUAGACAUAUAGACAUGGGGAUUAGACAUGGGGAUUAGACAUAUAGAAAUGGGGAUUAGACAUAUAGACAUGGGGAUUAGACAUAUAGAAAUGGGGAUUAGACAUAUAGACAUGGGGAUUAGACAUAUACACAUGGGGAUUAGACAUAUACAAAUGGGGAUUAGACAUAUAGACAUGGGGAUUAGACAUGGGGAUUAGACAUAUAGAAAUGGGGAUUAGACAUAUAGACAUGGGGAUUAGACAUAUAAACAUGGGGAUUAGACAUAUAGACAUGGGGAUUAGACAUGGGGAUUAGACAUAUAGAAAUGGGGAUUAGACAUAUAGACAUGGGGAUUAGACAUAUAAACAUGGGGAUUAGAUAUAUAGACAUGGGGAUUAGAUAUAUAUAGACAUGGGGAUUAGACAUAUAGACAUGGGGAUUAGAUAUAUAUAGACAUGGGGAUUAGACAUAUAGACAUGGGGAUUAGAUAUAUAGACAUGGGGAUUAGAUAUAUAGACAUGGGGAUUAGACAUAUAGACAUGGGGAUUAGACAUAUAGACAUGGGGAUUAGACAUAUACACAUGGGGAUUAGACAUAUACACAUGGGGAUUAGACAUAUAUACAUGGGGAUUAGACAUAUAGACAUGGAGAUUAGACAUAUAGACAUGGGGAUUAGACAUAUAGACAUGGGGAUUAGACAUAUAGACAUGGAGAUUAGACAUGGGGAUUAGACAUAUACACAUGGGGAUUAGACAUAUACACAUGGGGAUUAGACAUGGGGAUUAGACAUAUAGAAAUGGGGAUUAGACAUAUAGACAUGGGGAUUAGACAUAUAGACAUGGGGAUUAGACAUGGGGAUUAGACAUAUAGAAAUGGGGAUUAGACAUAUAGACAUGGGGAUUAGACAUAUAGAAAUGGGGAUUAGACAUAUAGACAUGGGGAUUAGACAUAUACACAUGGGGAUUAGACAUAUAGACAUGGGGAUUAGACAUAUAGACAUGGGGAUUAGACAUGGGGAUUAGACAUAUAGACAUGGGGAUUAGACAUAUAGACAUGGGGAUUAGACAUAUAUAAAUGGGGAUUAGACAUAUAGACAUGGGGAUUAGACAUGGGGAUUAGACAUAUAGAAAUGGGGAUUAGACAUAUAGACAUGGGGAUUAGACAUAUAAACAUGGGGAUUAGACAUAUAGACAUGGGGAUUAGAUAUAUAGAAAUGGGGAUUAGACAUAUAGACAUGGGGAUUAGAUAUAUAGACAUGGGGAUUAGAUAUAUACACAUGGGGAUUAGACAUAUAGACAUGGGGAUUAGACAUGGGGAUUAGACAUAUAGACAUGGGGAUUAGACAUAUAGACAUGGGGAUUAGACAUAUAUAAAUGGGGAUUAGACAUAUACACAUGGGGAUUAGACAUAUAGACAUGGGGAUUAGACAUAUAGACAUGGGGAUUAGACAUGGGGAUUAGACAUAUAGAAAUGGGGAUUAGACAUAUAGACAUGGGGAUUAGACAUAUAUAAAUGGGGAUUAGACAUAUAGACAUGGGGAUUAGACAUGGGGAUUAGACAUAUAGAAAUGGGGAUUAGACAUAUAGACAUGGGGAUUAGACAUAUAAACAUGGGGAUUAGACAUAUAGACAUGGGGAUUAGACAUAUAGAAAUGGGGAUUAGAUAUAUAGACAUGGGGAUUAUACAUAUAGACAUGGGGAUUAGAUAUAUAGAAAUGGGGAUUAGACAUAUAGACAUGGGGAUUAGAUAUAUAGACAUGGGGAUUAGACAUAUACACAUGGGGAUUAGACAUAUAGACAUGGGGAUUAGAUAUAUAGACAUGGGGAUUAGACAUAUAGACAUGGGGAUUAGAUAUAUAGACAUGGGGAUUAGACAUAUACACAUGGGGAUUAGACAUAUAGACAUGGGGAUUAGACAUGGGGAUUAGACAUAUAGAAAUGGGGAUUAGACAUAUAGACAUGGGGAUUAGACAUAUAGACAUGGGGAUUAGACAUAUAGAAAUUGGGAUUAGACAUAUAGACAUGGGGAUUAGACAUAUAGACAUGGGGAUUAGACAUAUAGACAUGGGGAUUAGACAUAUAAACAUGGGGAUUAGACAUAUAGACAUGGGGAUUAGAUAUAUAGACAUGGGGAUUAGACAUAUAGACAUGGGGAUUAGAUAUAUAUAGACAUGGGGAUUAGACAUAUAGACAUGGGGAUUAGAUAUAUAGACAUGGGGAUUAGAUAUAUAGACAUGGGGAUUAGACAUAUAGACAUGGGGAUUAGACAUAUAGACAUGGGGAUUAGAUAUAUAGAAAUGGGGAUUAGACAUAUAGACAUGGGGAUUAGAUAUAUAGACAUGGGGAUUAGACAUAUAGACAUGGGGAUUAGAUAUAUAGACAUGGGGAUUAGACAUAUAGACAUGGGGAUUAGAUAUAUAGACAUGGGGAUUAGACAUAUACACAUGGGGAUUAGACAUAUAGACAUGGGGAUUAGACAUAUACACAUGGGGAUUAGACAUAUAGACAUGGGGAUUAGACAUAUAGACAUGGAGAUUAGACAUAUAGACAUGGGGAUUAGACAUAUAGACAUGGAGAUUAGACAUAUAGACAUGGGGAUUAGACAUAUAGACAUGGGGAUUAGACAUAUACACAUGGGGAUUAGACAUAUACACAUGGGGAUUAGACAUAUAUACAUGGGGAUUAGACAUAUAGACAUGGAGAUUAGACAUAUAGACAUGGGGAUUAGACAUAUAGACAUGGGGAUUAGACAUAUAGACAUGGAGAUUAGACAUGGGGAUUAGACAUAUAGACAUGGGGAUUAGACAUAUACACAUGGGGAUUAGACAUAUAGACAUGGAGAUUAGACAUAUACACAUGGGGAUUAGACAUAUAGACAUGGGGAUUAGAUAUAUAGACAUGGGGAUUAGACAUAUAGACAUGGGGAUUAGACAUAUAGACAUGGGGAUUAGACAUAUAGACAUGGGGAUUAGACAUAUAGACAUGGGGAUUAUACAUAUAGACAUGGGGAUUAGAUAUAUAGACAUGGGGAUUAGAUAUAUAGACAUGGGGAUUAGAUAUAUAGACAUGGGGAUUAGACAUAUAGACAUGGGGAUUAGACAUAUAGACAUGGGGAUUAGAUAUAUAGACAUGGGGAUUAGAUAUAUAGACAUGGGGAUUAGAUAUAUAGACAUGGGGAUUAGACAUAUAGACAUGGGGAUUAGAUAUAUAGACAUGGGGAUUAGACAUAUAGACAUGGGGAUUAGAUAUAUAGACAUGGGGAUUAGACAUAUAGACAUGGGGAUUAGACAUAUAGACAUGGGGAUUAGACAUAUAGACAUGGGGAUUAGACAUAUAGACAUGGGGAUUAGAUAUAUAGACAUGGGGAUUAGACAUAUAGACAUGGGGAUUAGACAUAUAGACAUGGGGAUUAGACAUAUAGACAUGGGGAUUAGACAUAUAGACAUGGGGAUUAGACAUAUAGACAUGGGGAUUAGACAUAUAGACAUGGGGAUUAGAUAUAUAGACAUGGGGAUUAGAUAUAUAGACAUGGGGAUUAGAUAUAUAGACAUGGGGAUUAGACAUAUAGACAUGGGGAUUAGAUAUAUAGACAUGGGGAUUAGAUAUAUAGACAUGGGGAUUAGAUAUAUAGACAUGGGUAACAAACAGUGUAGCAAAUUCAAUAAUAUUACCCUUGGAUGACACAAAUAUGCAUUCUCUCAAAGAAAAGACGAUAUUUCUUUCUGCCAAAUUAGCAGAAUCACAAAUGAUCAAGCGAUGGUGAGACUGUAGUACCACAUGGCACAGUCCUUGUGCUGAACGCUCACAGAGUUCAUUUCAGCAUCAACCCAGUCACACACACACACACACACACACACACACACACACACACACACACACACACACACACACACACACACACACACACACACACACACACACACACACACACACACACACACACACACACACACACACACACACACACACACACACACACACACACACACUUGUGUCCUACAUGGCUCCCUAUUCCAUACACAGGGCUCUGGUCAAAGUAGUGCACUAUAUAGGGAAUAGGGUUCCAUAGGGCUCUGGUCAAAAUAGUGCACUAUAUAGGGAAUAGGGUUCUAUAGGGCUCUGGUCAAAGUAGUGCACUAUAUAGGGAAUAGGGUUCUGGUCUAAAGUAGUGCACUAUAUAGGGAAUAAGGUUCCAUAGGGCUCUGGUCUAAAGUAGUGCACUAUAUAGGGACUAUAGGGUUCUAUAGGACUCUGGUCUAAAGUAGUGCACUAUAUAGGGAAUAGGGUUCCAUAGGGCUCUGGUUUAAAGUAGUGCACUAUAUAGGGAAUAAGGUUCCAUAGGGCUCUGGUCUAAAGUAGUGCACUAUAUAGGGAAUAAGGUUCUAUAGGGCUCUGGUCUAAAGUAGUGCACUAUAUAGGGAAUAGGGUUCCAUAGGGCUCUGGUCAAAGUAGUUCACUAUAUAGGGAAUAGGGUUCUAUAGGGCUCUGGUCUAAAGUAGUGCACUAUAUAGGGAAUAGGGUUCUUUAGGGCUCUGGUCUAAAGUAGUGCACUAUAUAGGGAAUAGGGUUCUUUAGGGCUCUGGUCUAAAGUAGUGCACUAUAUAGGGAAUAGGGUUCUAUAGGGCUCUGGUCUAAAGUAGUGCACUAUAUAGGGAAUAGGGUUCUUUAGGGCUCUGGUCUAAAGUAGUGCACUAUAUAGGGAAUAGGGUGCCAUUUCAGAUUUUCCUCCAUCAAUACAGCAUCCUGAGGAAACAUUGUGGCUCACUCAGAUCCCCCAGUGCUUCCCUACUCUACCUGUGAAAUGAAUCAUUACUAUACAGUCACAUCGAGGACACAAAGACAAGGGAAAACAUGUAGAAUGACAGUAGAGGAGUUUGAAAAAUGUUUAGUUAUCAUACUCUCCUUUAAAACAGAUGAAAUGUUGCCGUCAGGUAGGUAUGGUAGCCGUCAGGUAGGUAUUGUAGCCGUCAGGUAGGUAUGGUAGCCGUCAGGUAGGUAUUGUAGCCGUCAGGUAGGUAUUGUAGCCGUCAGGUAGGUAUUGUAGCCGUCAGGUAGGUAUGGUAGCCGUCAGGUAGGUAUUGUAGCCGUCAGGUAGGUAUUGUAGCCGUCAGGUAGGUAUUGUAGCCGUCAGGUAGGUAUGGUAGCCGUCAGGUAGGUAUUGUAGCCGUCAGGUAGGUAUUGUAGCCGUCAGGUAGGUAUUGUAGCCGUCAGGUAGGUAUGGUAGCCGUCAGGUAGGUAUUGUAGCCGUCAGGUAGGUAUUGUAGCCGUCAGGUAGGUAUUGUAGCCGUCAGGUAGGUAUUGUAGCCGUCAGGUAGGUAUUGUAGCCGUCAGGUAGGUAUUGUAGUCGUCAGGUAGGUAUUGUAGCCGUCAGGUAGGUAUUGUAGCCGUCAGGUAGGUAUUGUAGCCGUCAGGUAGGUAUUGUAGCCGUCAGGUAGGUAGGUAUUGUAGCCGUCAGGUAGGUAUUGUAGCCGUCAGGUAGGUAUUGUAGCCGUCAGGUAGGUAUUGUAGCCGUCAGGUAGGUAUUGUAGCCGUCAGGUAGGUAUUGUAGCCGUCAGGUAGGUAUUGUAGCCGUCAGGUAGGUAUUGUAGCCGUCAGGUAGGUAUUGUAGCCGUCAGGUAGGUAUUGUAGCCGUCAGGUAGGUAUUGUAGCCGUCAGGUAGGUAUUGUAGUCGUCAGGUAGGUAUUGUAGCCGUCAGGUAGGUAUGGUAGCCGUCAGGUAGGUAUUGUAGCCGUCAGGUAGGUAUUGUAGCCGUCAGGUAGGUAUUGUAGCCGUCAGGUAGGUAUUGUAGCCGUCAGGUAGGUAUUGUAGCCGUCAGGUAGGUAUUGUAGCCGUCAGGUAGGUAUUGUAGCCGUCAGGUAGGUAUUG